Messenger RNA from Periophthalmus magnuspinnatus, 554 nucleotides. RefSeq names its product mago homolog, exon junction complex subunit (gene magoh). Bases 89 to 532 code for a protein of 147 amino acids. The record is from RefSeq and is a predicted model, not a curated record. The transcript has 5 exons. NCBI's taxonomy places the organism in Eukaryota, Metazoa, Chordata, Actinopteri, Gobiiformes, Gobiidae. Gene Ontology annotation, cellular component: catalytic step 2 spliceosome; exon-exon junction complex; nucleus. Gene Ontology annotation, biological process: RNA splicing.
ACACUGUUGGCGUGGCUCCACCGUCGCUGCUAGCUUAGUUUUGUCCCGACGUGUUCGUGUAACAAAGAUCACAAAGUUUACAGUGAACAUGUCCACCAGCGAUUUUUAUUUGCGGUAUUAUGUGGGACACAAGGGGAAAUUCGGACACGAGUUCUUGGAGUUUGAGUUCAGACCGGACGGAAAACUGCGCUAUGCAAACAACAGUAACUACAAAAAUGACGUUAUGAUCAGAAAAGAGGCAUAUGUACACAAAAGUGUGAUGGAGGAGCUAAAGAGGAUAAUCGAUGACAGUGAAAUCACUAAAGAAGAUGAUGCUCUGUGGCCGCCUCCAGACAGAGUUGGCAGACAGGAACUGGAGAUUGUAAUUGGAGAUGAGCAUAUUUCAUUCACCACCUCAAAGAUCGGAUCUCUUAUUGACGUUAACCAGUCUAAGGACCCAGAAGGCCUUCGUGUGUUUUACUAUCUGGUUCAGGAUCUCAAAUGUCUUGUCUUCAGUCUCAUUGGACUUCAUUUCAAGAUCAAGCCAAUCUAAGUGUUUUUAUUUUCUGCUUAGU